UACUUCCAGUUGCAAAGCUUUUUCACUAGCAGACUCUGACUGCUAGAACUUCGCAAUUACGUCGCAAUAAUCGAGUUCAGUUGUAUUCACUCCAAAAGCUCAAGCUCCAACAUCGAACAAUUGCAUUGAGUCCAGAAAAUUCCCAACGGUAGAGCUUUGCCCUGGCUCGACUAUAAAAGUCAGCUCUGCGCUAGGCAACUUCACAUUUGCGUCGCGACAUUUUACUUGAACUGUGAUUGGAGCAUCCACACUGCCCACCAGUCGCUUAAAAAUCAACCCUCACCUAUACACGGAAAGCAAGACGUCGCAGCUGGGUUCAGUGAACCUCCACCAGAUACAUUUUCUCAAUUUUGUGAAUUAAUUUCAAGGGAAAAAAUAAAAUGCCAGACAUUCCAUUUGUGCUGAACUUGGAUGGACCUGAUUCCAUUUACUAUGGCCACGAUAUGUUCCCCAAUCGAAUGUAUCGCAGGCUGCAUUCGCGUCAUCACGAUUCCCUGGAUAUGCAUACAUUGGGUAUGAUUGCCCAGAUGGGAGCACAUGCUCGUCAUCUGGUGGCCCAGAAGCACAGUGGUGAAAUAGGCACUACUCGAGCCGUUGGACAGGAUAAGCACGGUAACUAUCAAGUGCAUCUCGAUGUGGGUCUGUUUGAGCCAGGUGAGCUCAGCGUUAAGCUGGUUAACAAUUGCGUCAUCGUUGAGGGCAAACACGAGGAGCGCGAGGACGAGCACGGACACGUCUAUCGUCAUUUUGUGCGCCGCUACCCCCUGGCCAAGGAGUAUAAUGCAGAUGCCAUUGCGUCUACUUUAACUGACGAAGGAGUUCUUACCAUAACGGUGCCCCCUUUGGCUCCCCAAGUCGAGGGAACCGAACGCAUUAUACCCAUUAAGCAUGUCGGUCCAUCAGACCUAUUUGUCCAGAAGAAUAAUGGACACAAGGAAUCAACUGAAGGCGUAGCCAAGUAAACAGCACAAAAGAGCAGCAGCCAAUGAAGCAGCCAAGUGAUUUACCAAGACUCGUUUUUAUUGCACUCCAAAUAUAAUCAAAUAUUGCACGCUACAUUUUAAUAAUUCAUAUGUAUGUAAUACCCAUUGAAGCAUUUAUUUAUUCAAAUUUUAACUUUAUAAUAAUCCAUAUAGACUUAGAGGUAAAUUCAAAUUUAGCAUCAGUA
Messenger RNA from Drosophila hydei, 1168 nucleotides. It is a transcript of the gene Hsp67Bc, whose product is annotated as heat shock protein 67B3. Bases 381 to 962 code for a protein of 193 amino acids. The transcript has a single exon. Gene Ontology annotation, molecular function: protein folding chaperone. Lineage: Eukaryota; Metazoa; Arthropoda; Insecta; Diptera; Drosophilidae. Gene Ontology annotation, biological process: response to heat; protein refolding. The record is from RefSeq and is a predicted model, not a curated record.